AAAGGAACAAGAGUGAGUGUAACACAAGUUUAUGAACCAACAGCUGUGUGUUCAACGGGUUCAAUAAAAGUGUACAACUAACUGCCCCAACAUGGAAUGAGGACGAAAUCGUAUGCAACACGCCACUAGACAAUUCCAAUUUGUAUUUUUUGUUUUGUUGUUUAUUUUGUUUUUGUUUCUUGUAAUGCGCUAGUCAGCGCCAGUUCCUUUCUCUGUCAUGUAAGUGUGCGGUCAGAGGGCUUCGUGCGGACUCGUGUCCAUUCUCGUUGCAUGUGCGCCAUAAUUCCUAUGUAGUGGUGUGGUAGUUGAUAAAUUUACCGAAGAUAGUCAUAUGUGGCAGCAAACGCCAUCGAACCGUCAACGCUCGUGGACAUGUUUCCGUAGCUGUUUCCGCCGUCGCCAAUUGUGUGUCGCAUUGUGUGAGCGGUGCAUGAGUGACAAAGCUAAUGUCGAGCGACCAAAACGAUAAUAGUCAAUUGGCUUAACGGUACUGGGCAACAGUGUAUAUUGUGUGCAAUGAAAAUGGCAGAGGAAGUGUGAACUUAGUGGCAAGGUGGUGUGGCAAAAUGCGCGAAUGAGCAAUCAAGCAAAUUAUAAUGCAAAUACGCGAACAACACAACAAAAGCAACAACAGCGGUAUGUUGAGUGAAAACAAACAACAACAUAUAUGGCAAAUAACAAUUGGGCUUCUGUAUGUGUGUGCGUGUGUUUGUGUGACAAAUAGCCAGAGGGCGUGCAGUGCAAUUUAGAAAAAUGCUAACCUAUCUACAUACAAACUCGUUAGAAUCCGCAGAAAUGUGUAAUUUGCUGAAAUCCGAUUGAGUUCUUUCGAAAUACGAGCACAACAAAAACAAAAGAAAAACUAGUGCAAUAAAUAAUACUUUCGUGAAAAACGUCAGACAGUAGAGCUGCGUGUGUGUAUGUGUGCGUAAACAUAUAGAAAAUCGCAUAACAAAUAGCUGGGAAAACCGCACAGAUGACCAGCCUGCAGUUCUGUGAGUGUGUGUGUGUAACAGUAAAUGAUAGAAAACGUAUUUGUGUGACAUUUUGUCUAGCGUCAUUUGCAUGAUCAAUAUGCAGAGCAAAUAAAUGUAAAAAAGGAAACUUAGCUAUCCGCUGAUAAAUUUGCAAAACGCUCAUUUUCCUCUUCGUCCUGACGCUCUAUAGUGUUUUUUUCCUUUGAGCUCGCGCGUGCGUGUAUGUGUAUUGCUCCACAUUCGUCGUUGUUGUUGGUAUAUUGUUGAGUGGGUGUUCCGUUAUUUUACAUAUUUAUGCAGAUGACUUAUUGCUGGAAAGUUUCCGCCAUGCAUUCGAUUCGCUUGAAUGCACGAGCACAUUGAGCUGCAGUCACAGUGCUGCUCUCGCCAUCGCUGUGGCAUUCGCGUUCACCACGCUCAGCGGUGGUAUCGUCUUUAAGCCGCGUGUAGCGCAUUAGCAACUCAGCAACUUAGUAGUGCACAUUUAAUUACAUAUAACAUACAUACAAACAUACAUCUAUAGCGAAAAUGCCACCGAAACGCAGACGCCGUUUUCAAGGAUUGUACUAUCAUUCGUCGCCGCCGAAAGUUCUACCAAUGAACGGACAAUCGUCGAACCAAGGCCGAAAGCGUCGUGACAUAGAUGAUUUCUCAGUCAAACUAUCAACCAUAAGAAUAUGGAUGCACGAAAAGGAUAUUGGCAAGCUGACACGCAUUCUCUGGGCCGGUCAGGGCAGUCGGCUGUGCCAGCAGGCGAGCACAAAUCCGCGUGUCAAACGUUUUUUGGCAGCGGUGCCAUAUGUGAUGAAUUCGAUCAAGGACGUACAUCAAGCCGUCAUCGACAAUAAUUUGGAGACAUUGCAGGCGAAAAUGGAGCCACCGGUGCCACCGGCACUCAUUACCUGUCGCGAUGCGAAUGGUCUGAAUCUUAUACACAAAGCGGCGGGUCUGGGCCAUACCAAGAUACUUGAGUAUCUGAUUGGUAUUUGGCCGGAUGGCAUUGCCGAAACGGAUAUAACGGGCAAAACACCGUUACAUUGGGCGGCAAGUCACAAGAAUAACAUGCGCUGCUAUACGCUGCUCACGGAGGCCGGCUGCGAUGAAGAGGCCUUGGAUUAUAAAAUGAAAUCGCCUACUUACUAUCGCCACAAGCCGCACGAAAUUGAACGUGCCUUUUUGGUUUAUGUGCCGGAGGCGCCACGUGUCUCACCAGAUGUCGCCACCGAUUGGGAGGCGCUGAGCGAAGACACCGGCGAUGGUGGCAAGAAAUUAGAUAUUAAAAUACCAGAUACGAAUGGUUUUCAUGGUCGCACCACUGACGACAGUAUUGAAAAUACAUCGGAGGUGGAUCUGAAUGAUGGCAUAAGCACCACGGAAGAACAACACGCCGUAGCUGUUAUUAAUGGCAAUGGUGAUGACUCAGCGCCACAAACGCCAGCAAAAGAUGACGAAGAAGCAAAAGAUUAUGCAGCGGAGGGUUUUGAAGAAGACACACCACUGACAAAUGGUGCGGCAGAAACAAACGACGUCAAUGGGCAUGACGUAGCUAAGGCAAAAGCCGAAUCCGAGGACGCUGAAGUAGUAGAGGCUGAAGGCGAAGCUGCGGUAGAUGCAGAUGCUGAGGCAGAAGCUCCGGCUCAUGUUACGGCUGACGUCGAAGCCGAUACUGAGGCCACUCCAGAGGUAGAAGCCACAGAAGCGAAGACUAAUAUGAAAGCUUUAAAUCACACAACAACAACAACAAAUGGGAAUGAAGAGCAUGCGGAGCAGAGAGAGAGUGAGACAGCGGCAACAGCUGUUGACGAUAACAAGGAUACGGCAGAGAGCGAUAUUGUUGAAAAUAAGAGGAAAAAUGAGCAAAGUGAGGAGACAGAGAAGGUAGAAGAGAGAAAAGUUGAAAGUGAAAAGAAAACUAUCGCAGAGAGUGAAACUAAGGCCAAAGAGGAAGAUGGACAAAAAAACGAAGGUACGGAAAAUCAAGUAGACACAGAAGAGAAGUCAGAAACAGUUGAAAGGAAAGAAGUAGAAAAUACGAAGGAUGAUGAAAAAGAAACCAAGGUUAAAGAAAAUAAAAUAAAGGAUGAAACAGCAAAUACUGAGAGUAAAAUAGAAGAGACACAGGUCUCCGAGUUGUCGAUAGAGCCUCGCAUUGAGAGUGGAGACACGCAAAUGAAAGAAGAAAAGGAACAGAAACCAAUGGGUGAGAAAGAGCAAGAUCAAACAGAAGCGGAAGCGGAAGCAAAGAACGGCGAUAAGAUAGAGAGUGAAGUUGUCGAAGUACAGCAUGUUGGAGAGCAAGCUGAAGAUCAUAAAAGCGAUUUAGAAGUAAAUGAGUUGGACCAAAAGUUUAAAGACGUAGUUGACGAAAUAGCACCGCUCGAUACCACAGAGGCAGUAAAGGAAAUAUUAAAAGAACAAAAACACGAACAUGAAAACGAAAACGAAGCAGCAACAGACAGUGAAAAUGAAACUAAUAACGGAUACGAAUCGGAUAAUGAACCCGCACCCGAUACCGCAUCCGAACACGAAGCCGAGUCUGAAGCCGAAAACGACGACGAGGUGCAAGUAAUUACAGAUCCACAAACAGCCGAUAAGCUGGAUGAAAAUCACAACGAAGAUAAAUAUGGCAACGGUGAUGUCGCCAGUUCGCCGACUUCAUCGCUGGCCAUUGAGGGCUUUGUGAGUGGCGCGUCGGAGGAUAAUAGAGUUCAGUCGCAAUCCGCUGCUUACGUACACGAACAGUCAGAUGUACGUGGAGCCAUCGAGGCCGGUGACAUGGAACAAUUAGCGCAAAUUGUACUCAACGGUGAUGGUAAAAAGCUGAUGAAUAUGCAGUCCAAUAAUCCGGACAUACAGGCGUUUCUCAGUAAUGUGCCCAAUUAUAUGAGCAAAAUUCGACGUGUGCAUGAAGCGGCUCGCGAAGGUAGUCUGUUGGCUUUGCAACAAGCUUUGGAUCGACGAAAGUUUGCCAUUGCUAAGGAUGAUAUCUCACCUAACGGUGCAACACCACUGCAUGUGGCCGUGCUCUUUGGUAAUACAGAUAUUGUGCGGUAUUUGGCGGCACGUUUUCCAGAAACCACCACAAUCACCGACAAUGAUGGACGUACAGCGCUACAUUAUGCCGCCACAAUUAAUGAUAAUGGACACUUUUACAAUGUACUCACACAGCUUGGUGUCAACAGCAAAGCUUUGGAUAAGCUUGGGAACACGCCUGAGUUCUAUCAACACAAAGACGAAGAAGCCAAAGAUAUACUCAACUAUAAAAAGUUAUUGAGCAAUUUUGGCGCAGAAGAGCUGGAGGAUGAACUGCUGAAUGAUCAAGGUCAAGCUGAAAAUGGCGGCAGUCAAAUGAACCCCAUUUUUAAAACGGAGCAAGGCAAAUAUUUAGCGAACAAUCUCGCUGAUCCGCUCAUUAAAGCUCUUACGGAAAUCGCCAACAAACGACCGGAAGACCCCGUUGCAUUUCUCGCUAAUUAUCUGCAAAAUUAUCUACACAAGCGCGAUCCCACAGAGACGAGUAAUAGUGGCAAGACAAACUCCACCGCAACAAUAACGUCCCACACAGGCAUGGUGCGACGCACGGGCACGGGUUUGCGCAGUGACAGCAAUAUAAAUGGCGUUGAGGAUCGCAUUGAAGAAGAUCAUAUUUCGAAUGCCGAUGAGGACGAGGAAACGCUAGCAAAUGUUGAUGAUCGCGAUGAGCAUGGACAAAGUAUGCUACAUUUCGCAUGUGCGCGUUCACAUCGACGCGGUGCGCUAAUGCAUCUAAUUGAGGAAUCGAAUAUCGAUAUAACAUAUCGAGAUGAAUUGUAUCGAACGGCGCGUGAUGUAUCGCUACAGGCGAAUCAACCAUCGAAUGCGAAAGAUAUCGAUCGUUAUGUGUUAUCGCUAGCUGUGAUUGGUGAUGUUAAGCCAUUCGAAAUGCUCGCUGCGGAAGGCUAUGAUCACAUCGUAGACAUUACCGACGACAACGAAUUAAGUAUAGUGGAAAUAGCUGUCGAGCGUGAACACGAAGAGCUUGCGAACUUUCUACGCAAUCUGCGCACAUUGGAGGUAAGUAAAUGUUUAUUACAUAUAUUAUAUUUAAGCCUCUUCUGGUUAUACGUUUCACAGGAAUUGCGCGAAGAAUUACAUCAAAUGAUAAGAGAUGGUAAUGUCGGACGUGCGAAGGAAAUCGUAGCAGAGCCGAAUGGCAAAUGGCUCUUAAAAGCCAAAAACUACUAUGGACGCACAGCUUUGCAUAUUGCAGUUUUGAAAGAGAACGAAGAAGUCGUGGAACAUUUUGUAAAUAUCUAUCCGGAAGCUCUGAAGAUUGGUGAUAAUCUGGAACGCACUGUCUUGCACUAUGCCAUGGGCACGAAUGCCAUCGAAAGCUUAAGUCGCAUACUCAUACAAAAAGGUGCCAAGCGUACAACUAAAGAUCUGAAAGGACGUCAGCCAAGUUAUUACUUUAUGAAUAAAGCCGAUAUUUUGCGUUUGCAAGAGGAAGAGGAGGAGAACCGUUAAAUACUCACAGUGCAUAUAAGUGUAAUAGGCAGGGUUGCAUUUGCAAUAAAAAAUAGAAGCUCAUAUUUUAAGUUUGCCAGAGUUAGAAGAGGAAAACCGUUUGUAUUGUAAUGAGCAGGGUUGCAUUUUUAAUACCAAUGUGGUUAAUUGAAAUUCUAAAUAGUUUAAAUAUUUAGUUAGUUGGUGUAAAAUGUAAAUUUUGUAAGUGAAUCGUCAACAAAAGUAGGCGAAAAUAUUUCAUUUGUGCAGUUGUGUAUGGGAAAUUAUUAAUAAAUAGCAUUGUAAGCAAUAUCUCUAAUAAAAGCAAUAAUUUUAAUAAUAUUUUCGAUAUGUAGUGAAAUAUUAAAAUCGUAAUCUUUUUUUUAGAAAUUUAAGCAACAAAAAAUUUGUGUCAAAUUAUAAAUGGAAAAUUUAAUAAAAAAUUUGUUUAUGCAAUAUAUCGAAAUAUUUCAGAGAAUAGCAAACAGCGGCUCUAUUUUCAAUAAAGCAUUGAAGAUAAGUCUAGAUUUAAGCCUAUAUUUUAUCAGCGACACUGGCAUACAUACAUUUAGCACUAGAAGUACUUGUAUUUAUAAUGCGGGUUUACCGAAAUUCUAUACACGAUAAAUUGUAGUUUUAAAGUAGUUUGAAAUAUUAAAAUCUUAGUUGGUAGUAAAAAGCAUAAAUAAAUAAAUGCAAAAACUCAUUUAAA
Molecule: messenger RNA, 6174 nt
Organism: Bactrocera oleae (olive fruit fly)
Lineage: Eukaryota; Metazoa; Arthropoda; Insecta; Diptera; Tephritidae
Source: RefSeq, a predicted model, not a curated record